AUCCCGUCUUUUCUUCUCCUGCAAGCAGCUCUCCCUCCGCAUUGGACAGACGCAUCAUCAACGCACCUCUCUCUCUCUCUCUCUCCACGCGAUCCGAGCUCCGAUCGCCGCCUUGUCGGGUCUAGGGUUUCCCGGUCGGAUCGCAGCGGACAUGGGCUCAGACGGAGAUCCCAGCGACGCCCGAUCGUCCGGCGGGGAGGGCGGGGUCGCGAUCAACGUCCGGUGCUCCAACGGCGCCAAAAUCGCUGUCAGGGCGAGCUUGGAGUCCACGAUCGGGGCCUUCAAGUCGGCCCUGGCGCGGGAUUGCGAAGUCCCGGCUGAUCAGCAGCGGCUGAUUUACAAAGGCCGGAUUUUGAAGGACGACCAGACCUUGGCCAGCUACGGUCUGCAGGCUGAUCAUACUGUCCAUAUGGUUCGAGGUUCUCCCCUAUCGGCAGGCACGCCUCCUUCUGCCGCUCCUGGUGCUGGAAGCAUUGACUCUGCAUCAGGUAUUACAAGCGAUGUUGCUUCAGAUGAAGGUGCGGGUGCUGGUAUUGCGGCGACUUUGUUUGGAGCUGGUUUUCCUGAGAUUGAACAAGUUCAUCAGCAGCUUACUCAAAAUCCCAAUAUGAUGAGAGAGAUCAUGAACAUGCCUUCCAUGCAAAACCUUAUGGAUAAUCCUGAUUUAAUGCGCAGCUUGAUAGUGGGCAACCCUCAAACGCGUGAGAUCAUUGACCGGAAUCCAGAGCUAGCACAUAUUCUUAAUGAUCCAGGCAUUCUUCGUCAGACUUUAGAAGUUGCAAGGAACCCUGAACUUAUGCGUGAAAUGAUGCGAAACACAGACAGAGCUAUGAGCAACAUUGAAGCCUCUCCUGAGGGAUUUAACAUGCUGAGACGCAUGUAUGAAAAUGUUCAGGAGCCCUUACUGAAUGCCACAACCAUGGGAGGGAACAAUGGAAAUGACUCAAGUUCAAACCCAUUUACCGCUCUUUUGAGAAGCCAAGGCAGUUCACAAGCUAGAGAUGGGACUAAUCCUCCUUCAAGCGUAUCUUCUGAAGCAACUGCAGGACUUGCUCCUAAUACAAGCCCAUUGCCUAAUCCUUGGGGCAAUACUGGUGGAGGGACCCAGACGAACAAUACCACUAGGUCAAAUGCUGCGACCAAUACUCAACCACUUAGCAAUGCUGGAUUAGGAAAUCUUAAUUUUCCACAGAUGGAUGAGAUGUUUCCCAGUUCAGCAGAUGCUGCUUCAUUGAAUCAGUUAAUGCAAAAUCCUGCCCUAUCGCAGAUGAUGCAGUCUGUAUUUUCGAAUCCCCAGUAUAUCAAUCAGAUUAUCAGUCUCAACCCCCAGCUGCGCAGCAUGGUUGAUUCGAACCCUCCUGUAAGAGAAAUGUUGCAAAAUCCAGAACUCCUUCGCCAGCUUACUUCCCCUGAAACAAUGCAGCAAAUGCUAGCUCUCCAACAAUCAGUUCAAUCAAUCAGUCGGCCACUGUCAAACCAGGGGCAGAGUCAGACCGGUGAAACUGCAGCAGGUACUCCAACAAAUGCUGGAAUUGAGCAGCUGAUAAACUUGUUUGGUGGCCUUGGAGCUGGUACUUUAACCCCAAGCAUGCCUGAUGUACCGCCAGAAGAACUUUAUGCAACUCAGCUGUCGCAGCUUCAAGAAAUGGGCUUCUUUGACACCCAGGAGAACAUUAGGGCCCUGCGUGCAACGUCUGGAAAUGUCCAUGCUGCUGUUGACCGUCUUUUGAUGAAUCUAGGUCAAUAAUGUUGUGGGGCUCUUUACUUUUAUCUUUACAACAGAGAAUUUCAUGAUGACAUUAAAUUAAUCAACCGGGAUGUGCUAAAAGAUGGGACAUUGUGUCCUUGGCGUAUAGACAAGCAUGCAAAUUGGUAGAGCUCUAAGCCUUGGGGUCGGCUUGCACAACAAGCUAUGUUCGCACUUCCUUUUCCUCACAAGUCUGUACAUACAUAUGCACAUGGAUAUGUAUUAUAUCUUGAAGUCUCGUCUGCUCAUUCAAAGUAAGAUUCUUCUUCUUGUGGAGGAUGGAAGCAGUGCGUUUGCCAUGAUUUGAGUUGCUUGCCACUU
Molecule: messenger RNA, 2068 nt
Organism: Rhodamnia argentea
Lineage: Eukaryota; Viridiplantae; Streptophyta; Magnoliopsida; Myrtales; Myrtaceae
Product: ubiquitin domain-containing protein DSK2b-like
Exons: 9
Coding region: 152-1747 (531 amino acids)
Biological process (GO): ubiquitin-dependent protein catabolic process
Cellular component (GO): cytosol
Molecular function (GO): polyubiquitin modification-dependent protein binding
Source: RefSeq, a predicted model, not a curated record